UCACAUUUGUCUGUACCUCCCCCCACGUCCACGACUCAGCCUGAUCCGAUCUCUGAUCUAAGUCUCGGGAUAUCGAGCUCUGAAGCUGAAUUGUAUUGAGUUCCGACAUUUGACGUGAAUUGCAACUUUGGUUUCGGGAGGAGUGAUCGCGUGUGGAGAUUCUUUAGUUCGCUGCGUUUGUCUGGGUGGGAAUUCGGGCUUCCGAAGUUUUGUGCGGAGUUUGAUUCAGGGCGUGAUUCAGAAUGCCGUCGAAUGGGAGCGCGACGACGGACAGCAAUGGGAAGAAGGUGAAGAAGAAUCGGCCGAGCGGGACCAGGGCGCUGGUCAGGAAUAAGAUGAAGGAGCCGUCGCUGCGGAUGGUGGAGUGGCGAGCGAAGAGCGGAGAGCGCUGGGCGGUGGCUAGGGCGAAGAUGCAGGAGAAGAUGUCACACUGGGGCGCGUCCAUGAAGCUCGGCCUGUUCACCGCCACUCACCCCGUGCAUCCCAUGCGCCGCCAGGCUGCCAAGGAGGCCAUGAAGCACAAGAAGAUUGCCGCCACUGAACGCCGACUUCAGAAAGAAGCAGCUGCUCACAGCAUCGGGGCUGCCAAGAGAGCCAAAGCUCGCGAGAGCAGAGUGAGGCAGCUAAAUCAAGCCGUCCGGUGAACGGAACAGAACAGAACUCCAAGAUACAUUUCCUCAUCACCGUUUGAAGAUACGACGCGAGAGCUCCGAUGCCCAAUUUCAAUUUCAAUUGCCCCAGUCAGCUACAAAAUGAACCUGCGAGAAAUCUACGCUUCCGAGAUAUGACUUUGUGCUGACUAGUCAUAUAUGACAAGUCAGCACAAAGUUAGCCGACUCCGAUCUUCUCUCCAAAACUCGUCAAGUCAACUGCCCAUGUCGUCAACAUUGUCAGAUCUAGAGACAUGAACACUGGAGCCGAGCUGCUUCAUGUUAGCCUCGUCACUUUCAGCCGCGUAUGGUAAAUUUAUAUAUUCCAAUUCUUUUAUAAACAAAAUGUUCAUCUAUUGUGUAAGGGAGGGCGAAACAAAUUGCGAUGCUUGGAUCUUCUUCUUCAUUCCAGUUCAAUCGUCUCAUCCACAA
Molecule: messenger RNA, 1082 nt
Organism: Marchantia polymorpha subsp. ruderalis
Lineage: Eukaryota; Viridiplantae; Streptophyta; Marchantiopsida; Marchantiales; Marchantiaceae
Source: the annotation of a GenBank genome assembly